Molecule: messenger RNA, 3855 nt
Organism: Danio aesculapii
Lineage: Eukaryota; Metazoa; Chordata; Actinopteri; Cypriniformes; Danionidae
Gene: nsmfa
Product: NMDA receptor synaptonuclear signaling and neuronal migration factor a
Exons: 15
Coding region: 222-2030 (602 amino acids)
Biological process (GO): regulation of neuronal synaptic plasticity; positive regulation of neuron migration
Cellular component (GO): cytoplasm; nucleus
Source: RefSeq, a predicted model, not a curated record
UUUCUUUAACUAGUUGACACUGGCAGGAGGAGACGGCAGCAUCCUCUGUCCCGCAUCACCUCCUGAAUUUUGCGUUAUGACACAAAGAGACCUUAACGUGAACGCAAAAGGAUCCGCUUUCUAAAAGCAGUCUGUUUCAUCGUAUUUUUCCACGCGUUUUCAUCCCAUGCUUUGACAUCUGGAAUGUGUGGUUUUCCUGCAAGCGUUGUUUCCAUGCCAGCAUGGGAACUGCAGUGUCCAAAAGGAAGAAUCUGAGAAAUGAUGCGAUUUCUUCGGUGGCAGCCAAAGUUAGAGCAGCUCUUGCAUUUGGAGAGUACCUUCACACCCAUCCUGAGAACUGCAACGGAUCAGAUCACUUACUGUCUGACACCAUCGUUGGCCACGACUCUGACUCCCCAGACAGCCUGUGUGCUCAGAACAACAACCACAGCUGUACCCUCCAGGGCUCCCCCAUCAGCACCGACCCCAGCCUAAUCAACCCUGCCCUGGGUCUUCUGGAACCGCCACCUCCUACAACAUCCUCCAAGAGCCGGUUAUCCCUAGAGCGCAGCUUCUCAGCAGAGGAGGACCAGCAGAAGUGUGUGGAGUGUGCCCUGCAGCCUGCUCGAGUCUACACCAUCACCGGAGAGAGCGGAAUGCUGGGAACCAGUCGGGGAAGCAAAGAGAACCUGGAGCUUGAGGUCUUGAAAGAGGCACUCUCCCAGCCCUCAACGUCCUCCAACACGUCAUCUCCAACCCAGCGACACCACCACCAUGGAGGCGGAGGCGGAGGCGGAAACCAUCAUCACAGCAAUCACCAUCAUUCCAACCACCAUCACGCCAACACCAGCGGUAGCAGUGGAAAUAGCGGAUCAACUCCCCAGAAUAUCUCCGGAGCGGGAACGUCACACCAUCACCACAUGGUGUCCCAUCACCAUCACCACCUUUCCCAGCCACUCCAGAGUUCAGUCAGCGCACACAACCUUCGUGGCUGGGGGGAGGGAAAGGAAUGCGGCCUGGCAUGCGAGAGCUGUCCUGGGGCUCCGUCACGCAGCCAGGGCUCCCUGGACCUGGAAAGCAGCACCCGAGAGGCAGGCAAGCAGCGCCGGCCCCCUCUAGAGCGGAUGUGCAGUGUGGACCGCGUGACUGGGCUGGAGCGAGACGAUAACAGUUGGUUCCCUAAAGAGAACAUGUUCAGCUUUCAGACUGCUACCACAACUAUGCAGGCGAUUUCAAACUUCCGGAAGCAUUUACGAAUGGUGGGCAGCAGACGAAUGAAAGCACAAACAUUUGCAGAGCGCAGGGCGAAGAGUUUCAACCGAUCCUGGAGCGAUCCAACCCCUGUCAAACAAGACUCUCUAACCGACUCAAAAGACAGUGGAGAGCUGCAGGGCACUUGCUGCACCCCAGAUGAGGCCAGAUGUGAAGACAUGGACUGGGAGGAGGAGAGAGAGAUGGAGAGACUGGCCUGUGAGGGAGACGACUUCAUCCCUCCCAAAAUUAUGCUGAUCUCAUCUAAAGUUCCCAAAGCCGAAUAUCUUCCCAACAUCAUCAAAAGAGACGAUCCUUCUAUUAUCCCCAUUCUCUACGAUCAUGAGCAUGCCACGUUUGAUGAUAUUUUGGAGGAGAUUGAGAAGAGAUUGACAGCCUACAGAAGGGGCUCUAAAAUCUGGCGAAUGCUGAUCUUCUGUCAGGGAGGCCCAGGGCACCUUUACCUGCUGAAGAAUAAAGUGGCCACGUUUGCCAAGGUGGAGAAAGAGGAAGACAUGAGCCAAUUUUGGAAACGCCUGAGCCGGUUUAUGAGUAAAUUAAAUCCAGAGCCGAACCUGAUCCACAUCAUGGGUUGCUACGUGCUGGGCAAUCCGAAUGGAGAAAAGCUGUUCCAGAAACUGAAGAACCUGAUGAGGCCUUAUUCUGUCACGUUUGAGUCACCGCUGGAGCUCUCCGCUCAGGGCAAAGAGAUGAUUGAGAUGUACUUCGACUUCCGCCUGUUUCGACUUUGGAAAACCCGACAGCACUCAAAACUCCUCGACUACGAAGAUCUCUUGUGACCCCGUGUGGGUCAGCAUGUAGCAUUGCGGGCAGGACGUCCCACUGUAAAACUCCAUUCCACCAGCUUUCAUUUCAGAAAACCGGAGGAAGAGGAAGACGAGUGGAAACGGACACAGCCACUAUGCGUCUCAAGUCGUAUUUCAGCUCGCUGUUGUGGAUUUCAGCCACCUCUAAACGGUAACACACAAAAACAACUGACAAAUGCUCCAAAAUCCAAGACAAACCGAGAUAGAGCAAAGGAAAGGUGUUUUUCUGAACAAGCUGACAGUCUGUUGACUGUCUAUAAACUAACAUAUCGCCUACAGCUAUUGAUCACUAGCCGAGACAGUUGUGCUUUUGAGCGAGUCCUGCGUGCAAUAUCGAGUCAAGCGUACCUACCAGAACCCACGGAAACCGUCAUAUACAAAAUAACAACUAAUAUAUUGGUAUACAUACAGGAUAUACAUCUCAUUAUGAUAUAGAGUAGCUAUAGUCAUGCAAAUAAUCUAAAUGUCAAUGGUACAACGAUGUACUUUUUCAAUGUUUAUUGUUGUGGUCUUUCUAAUGAACUCUUUGGAAUAACUCAGGUUUUAGCCUUUAUGAAUAUGUUAGAUAUUCCCUCCUUUAUUCCUGUCAUUUAGGUGGAAAGAAUGUACAUUUUGCCGACCUGCUUAUAUGUGAUUGCUUCUGAGGUUUAUGGUUCAUCACGUUUUGACUUGCGUCUCCUUAUUACUGCGGGGGAAAUAAGUAACGAACAUGUCAUGUUUUUUUCAUGGGAUUAACAUUUCUAAAGGAGCUGUUGACUUGGAAUUGAGCCAGAUUUGGGUAAAAACAAAUAAAAUAAAACAAAACAAAAUAAAAGUGAACAAUCAGUUAUGUGUUAUAACAAUGGAGUGACACAAGGAGAAAGUACUGAACUACUGAAAUGUAUUUAAUACUUUAUAUAAAAGACUUUUUGGUGAUGGUGGCUCAAAGAUGCCUCUCAUGAAAUCUUGAUGACUCUGUGAGUCUCGUCUAUCAAAUUUGAUCUAUUUUUUCAUCGAUUUUCUAUAAGGUUUAAGUCAGGUGAUUGGCUGGGCCAUUCUACAGUUUGAUUUUCUUUCUCUGAAAGCAUUUGAGAGUUUCCUUGGCUGUGUUUUGGAUCAUUGCUUACUGAAAUGUCCUAGUUUCAUCUUCAUCUUCCUGAUAAUGAAGAUGUUGGACUGAAGCAGCUAAUAUUUAUUUACAAUGAAGAAGGGCAGAGGGUUGCUGAAGAACUACUGAGAGAUUUCAGAUGCUGUCUGGGCUUUCUAAACCUCUCUUUCUUCAUGUGUUCAAUACUUUUUUCAUGCAUCAUUUCAUUUUAUUACACAUAACUUAAUUUGUAAACUAAUAAGUCGUUUGCACCUUUAGAAAUAUGUUUUCGGAGAAAAAUGGUGACAUGUUGAAUACUUAUUUUUUCCACUGUAUAUGCCGAAAAAACAUAGAUCCAUGUUGCAAACACAGUGCCCAAACUGGGAAAUCGUGACUUACAGUCGUACAAUAAUAGAAACAUUGACCUCAAUACAGGCAGACAUCUUUGCCAGGUCCACCUGGAGCGUCAGCAGGAUUACAGCGAGGUGUUACAGAUUUGCUCAAAUAAGCGCUUAUGUCAGUGUGUUCAUAAUAAUUAGGCUGUUUUCAUGCUCGCUUUUCACGCUGUCCUUCUUAAAACAUAAUAUUUUGCUCCAGCAAUUUCACUGUGUGCACAUGUGGUACCAGUCAAAAAAUUACUUGGGUUUUGUAUUUGGUGUAAGUGCCAAACUUUUCAUUUUUACUAAACGUUUAAAAACUAUAGGGUCAGUAAAAUACAGCUAUGAAAAAAGA